AUGAAUCAAGGAGAAUAUCCAAACUGGCUGGAGCUUCCGCGGGAGCUGACGUCAACGAUUCUAAACCGGCUUGGCGUGAUGGAGAUACUGGAAAACGCACAGAAAGUGUGCAGAUCGUGGCGUCGAAUCUGUAAAGACCCCUUGACGUGGCGGAAGAUUGACAUGCGUAACGUGGGACACAUGGGAGGUAGCUCUCACGUGUUAGAGAAGUUGUGCCGUCACGUUGUUGAUUGUAGUCAGGGCGGGUUGGUUGAGAUCGAGAUUUGGCAGUUCGCUACGUAUGAUCUCCUUCAUUACAUCGCUGAUAGUUCAAGUAAGUUGAGAAGCCUAAAACUUGCAAUGUGCUAUCAAAUAGAAAGCGAGGGACUUACAGAAGUAAUUAUGAAACUUCCUUUACUAGAAGUCCUCGAGUUUUCAUACUGCUCAUUGUCAGGAGCGCGUCUGGAACAUAUCGUCCAAGACUCUUGUUUUAAUCUGAAGUUGGGGGAAAACUGUGAUGAUGUUGCUCUAGCAAUUGCUGAAACAAUGCCCGGACUCACCCGCCUUCAGCUUUUCGGGAACAGAUUAACAAACCUCGGUUUAAACGCCAUUCUUGACAAGUGUCCUAACCUUGAAUAUCUUGAUCUACGUCAGUGCAUCAAUGUUAACCUUGUUGGGGAUCUUGAGAAGCGGUGUUCCGAGAGGAUCAAAGUUUUGAAACGCCCUAAUUAUAAUGACUCGGUUCAUGACUACUCUUAUGGUGUCUCUGAUGACGAUGAAAUGUCAGUGGAUGGGCUUUACUACGAUAACCUCUCAGCUGCAAGUGACGAUUCUGACUUUGAGGUUUGA
Molecule: messenger RNA, 828 nt
Organism: Eruca vesicaria subsp. sativa (arugula)
Lineage: Eukaryota; Viridiplantae; Streptophyta; Magnoliopsida; Brassicales; Brassicaceae
Source: the annotation of a GenBank genome assembly